Molecule: messenger RNA, 4363 nt
Organism: Onychomys torridus (southern grasshopper mouse)
Lineage: Eukaryota; Metazoa; Chordata; Mammalia; Rodentia; Cricetidae
Gene: Papln
Product: papilin, proteoglycan like sulfated glycoprotein
Exons: 28
Coding region: 78-3971 (1297 amino acids)
Biological process (GO): extracellular matrix organization
Cellular component (GO): extracellular matrix
Molecular function (GO): metalloendopeptidase activity; serine-type endopeptidase inhibitor activity
Source: RefSeq, a predicted model, not a curated record
CGUUGGUCGGUCCCGGAGAGGUUGACCCAGUCUGGGCACCGAGGAGGCGGCUCCCGGGCUCCGCGAGACAGGCAGAGAUGCGGCUGUUCCUUCUCAUGGUCCUGCUGCUGGCCUCCACUCCGGGGUCUUGGGCUCGAAACGUGAGGCGCCAGAGUGACACCUGGGGCGCCUGGGGCGAGUGGAGCCCCUGCAGCCGGACCUGUGGAGGAGGCAUCAGCUUCCGGGAGCGCCCCUGCUACUCCCAGAGGAGAGAUGGAGGCACCAGCUGCGUGGGCCCCGCGCGCAGCCACCGCACCUGCCACACGGAGAGCUGCCCAGACGGCGUGCGGGACUUCCGGGCCGAGCAGUGCGCGGAGUUCGACGGCACCGACUUCCAGGGCCGGCGCUACCGGUGGCUGCCCUACUACGCGGCCCCAAACAAGUGUGAACUGAACUGCAUUCCCAAGGGGGAGAAUUUCUACUACAAACACAGGGAGGCCGUGGUGGACGGGACACGCUGCGAGCCUGGCAAACGGGACAUCUGUGUGGACGGCACCUGCCGAGUUGUUGGCUGUGAUCACAAGUUAGACUCGACCAAGCAGGAGGACACAUGUCUGCAGUGUGGGGGUGAUGGCUCUUCCUGCUACCCUGUCACAGGAACCUUUGACGCCAACGAUCUCAGCAGAGGCUACAACCAAAUCUUCAUCAUUCCUGCCGGGGCUACCAGUAUUCGCAUCGAGGAAGCUGCAGCUAGCAGGAAUUUCCUGGCCGUGAAGAGCGUUGGGGGAGAGUACUACCUCAAUGGGCACUGGACCAUUGAGGCAGCCCAGGCUCUGCCGGUGGCCAGCACGGUCCUACAGUAUGAAAGGGGUGUGGAGGGGGACCUGGCCCCUGAGCGGCUCCAGGCACGGGGCCCUACCUCAGAGCCCCUGGUCAUUGAGCUCAUCAGCCAGGAACCCAACCCCGGCGUGCACUAUGAGUACUACCUGCCAUUGAAUGAGCCCGGCCAAGGCUUCAGCUGGAGCCACGGGUCCUGGAGUGACUGCAGCGUCGAGUGUGGUGGAGGUCACCAGACUCGCCUGGUAUUCUGCACUAUUGACAAUGAGGCCUACCCAGACCAUCUGUGCCAACACCAGCCUCGGCCAGCCCACCGACGUUCCUGCAAUCUUCACCCUUGCCCAAAGACCAAGCGGAUCUCUUUCCUGCACCGGCCGGGAGCGUGGCGCCAUUCUGGGGCCCAGCAUGUGUGUGGGAACAGCUGGAAGGCAGGACCGUGGACACCCUGCUCAGUCUCCUGUGGGGGUGGAUUCCAGUCUCGCUCUGUCUAUUGCAUAUCUUCAGAUGGGGCUGGUGGCCAGGAAGCUGCUGAGGAGACCCAGUGUGCUGGUCUACCUGGGAAGCCCCCUACCACACAGGCUUGCAACCUGCAGCGCUGUGCAUCCUGGAGCGUGGAGCCGUGGGGAGAGUGUUCUGUCACCUGUGGAGCUGGCAUCAGGAAGAGGAGUGUCACCUGCCGGGGGGAUCAGGAGUCUCUGGUCCAUGUCACAGCAUGCUCCUUGAAAGACCAGCCAAGCCCCACUGAGCCCUGUGUGCAAGAGGCCUGUCCUGUGCUCCGUGGCCAGGCCUGGCACGUGGGCGCGUGGAGUCUGUGUUCUAAGAGCUGCGGUUUGGGUACUCGGAGGCGACACGUCACCUGCGCCAUUGGGCCACCUGGUCACUGUAGGGACCUGCAGUCAUCCAAGCCCGCUGAGGUGGAGCCCUGCAACAGACAGCCCUGCCAUCUUCAUGAGGUCCCUAGCAUACAGGACUCACGGACCCACCCCUCACAUCCCAGGAUGCCUUUAGGCCCUCAAGUGUCCCCAGUCUCAGAUGCUAAAGACCAGCGGUGGGCUGCCCAGGAGCGACCCAGGGCCCCAAGUAACCCCAGAGAGGGCCAGGAUCCCCACCUGUCGGCUGCAGGCCAGGCCCCCACUCUGCAGCACCCUCCACACCGGCCACCCCUGAGACCUAACUCAGGACCCCGUGACUGCAGACACAGUCCCCAUGGAUGCUGCCCUGAUGGCCACACACCAUCUCUUGGGCCGCAGUGGCAAGGCUGUCCCCUGGCUGGAGCCUUGUGUCUUCAGAGCAGGUACGGAUGCUGCCCUGAUGGGGUGUCUGCAGCUGGGGGGCCCCAGCAGGCUGGCUGUCCCAGGUCUCACGGCAGUGACAGUACCGGGAACAGGCCAGGGUCCAGGGCAGUGGCUUCCAAGGUCCCCAAGAUCCACCAACCCCAGGCCCAUCAGAGCGAACCCAGAGAGUGCCGUGCCUCCCAGUUUGGCUGUUGCUAUGACAAUGUGGCUUCUGCAGCUGGUCCCCUGGGGGAAGGCUGUAGGGGCCAGCCCAGCUACGCCUACCCAGUGAGGUGUCUGCUGCCCAGUGCUCCUGGGUCAUGUGGAGACUGGGCUGCCCGCUGGUACUUUGUGGCAUCAGUGGGCCGGUGUAACCGCUUUUGGUACGGCGGCUGCCACGGUAAUGCCAACAACUUCAGAUCGGAGCAGGAGUGCAUGAACAGCUGCCAGGAGCACCAAGAGCCCCGCCAUCCGGAGGCAGGGGCCUCUGGCCAUCGUGUCCACAUGGACGGUGGCCAACGUGGUCCUGGAGGCCAGCAGGAACCUGAUUGGCACAGGACAAGAGCCACAGUCCCGAGACUGCCCUCACCUGGAAGCCCUUGGCAGAGAGGACAAGAGCCAGGGCCCGGGGAGGCGCCCCACCCCCCAGCCUAUGGAGAACGACCUGGAGAUCAGGAGCUCCAGCCCAGAGUUUCUGGACUGGGUAGAGAUGCGAGACCACCAGUGCCGCCCACACAUAGCUCCUCCCACAGGAUCAGCUUGGCAGGCUCAGAGCCCUCCUUGGUUCAAGCAGCCAUCGGGCAGGCGGUCCAGCUCUUUUGCCCUGGCAACACCUACCCGCAGUUCCAGGCAGGGUGGCAGAAAGAUGGUCAGACCAUCUCCUCCAACAGGUACCAGCUACAGUCAGAUGGCUCCCUCAUCAUCAGCCCCUUGAGGCCAGAGGAUGCCGGUAUCUAUAUCUGUGGCAACCACAGGCCAGGCCAUGACCCCCGGAAAAUCCAGCUUCGAGUCACAGGGGGUGACAUGGCAGUACUGUCUGAGGUCCAGCCAAGACCGUUCCCUCAGACCAGGAACCCAGACCUUGGCCAUGGUCCUCAGGACUCCGGAGCAGGAGCUGGGGGCCAAGGGGCUACCUCUUCCCUACACCCCAGGCCUGCCAGCAGGCUGCGUCUGGACCGGACUCAGCCUGGGGUGGUGGAUGCCAGUCCUGGCCAGCAGAUCCGGCUGACCUGCCGUGCUGAAGUCUUCCCAACCCCCAUCAUUGAGUGGCAAAGAGAUGGGCAACUGGUCUCUUCUCCCAGGCACCAGCCGCAGCCCGAUGGCUCUCUGGUCAUCAGCCGGGUGGCUACAGAAGACAGUGGCUUCUACACCUGUGUUGCUUUUAAUGGGCAGGACCGGGAUCAGUACUGGGUCCAGCUCCGAGUUCUGGGGGAGCUGACAAUCUCAGGCCUGCCUCCUGUUAUGACAGUGCCAGAGGGCGACACGGCCAGACUUCUGUGUGUGGUGGACGGAGAAAGCGUGAACAUCAGGUGGUCCAGGAAUGGACUCCCAGUACAGGCAGAUGGCCACCGUGUACACCAGUCCCCAGACGGCACACUGUUGAUUCACAACUUGCAGCCCAGGGAUGAGGGCUCUUACACAUGCAGUGCCUACCGUGGGAGCCAGGCUGUGAGCCGCAGCACCAAGGUGGAGGUGGCCCUACCAGGAUCAGCUGCUCAGUCCAGGAACCUGGGCAGGGAGUGCAUCGACCAGCCGGAGCUGGCCAACUGUGCCUUGAUCCUGAAGGCCCAGCUCUGUGGCAAUGAGUACUACUCCAGUUUCUGCUGUGCCAGCUGCUCUCGCUUCCAGCCAAACGCUCAGCCUGUCGGGCAGCAGGGAUGAAGGCCAGCUCUGGCGCCAGUUCCGGACAGUUUGCUGGGGAGAAUGGAUGGUAAGACACGGCUUGCAGAGGGAGUCACCUUUCAGAUACCGGCCCUCUCAGAAACCCAGGGCUAAGCCCCAGCAGCUGCCAAUGCCAGCCUCCCCCUUUAGUGCUCAGCAGGGGCUGCCCGAUGUGACCUCAGGCUGCCACGAAGAGGAAUCUGCCCAUACAGAACUGCUACUUUACACCGUCUCUCUAGUUUCUGCUGCGUCGAGGAUCCUUUAUCUGAAAUGUGUGGGACCAAAGUGCUUUAAACUUUUAAAUUUUUGCAGACUUUACUAAUUGAGCAUCCCUAAUCUAAAAUUCUGAAAUGCUCUGAAGCUGGAAACACCCAAGUGCCAGGUCAGCCUUC